Messenger RNA from Bombina bombina (fire-bellied toad), 1205 nucleotides. Its product is annotated as 3-hydroxyisobutyryl-CoA hydrolase, mitochondrial-like. Gene Ontology annotation, biological process: L-valine catabolic process. Gene Ontology annotation, molecular function: 3-hydroxyisobutyryl-CoA hydrolase activity. The transcript is spliced from 11 exons. The record is from RefSeq and is a predicted model, not a curated record. NCBI's taxonomy places the organism in Eukaryota, Metazoa, Chordata, Amphibia, Anura, Bombinatoridae. Gene Ontology annotation, cellular component: mitochondrion. Bases 114 to 1205 code for a protein of 363 amino acids.
AACGUCAUCAAGCUGCGGCUACGAUUUUCCUGUAGAAGUGUGUCAAUGUCAGCUGCUGUGCAGGAGGUAUUUGCUGGAAUCUAGACAGAGAGCGAAAAGGAGCCUGUACUACAAUGAGCACAGUAAUAUUGAGACCCCAGCUCAGGCUGAAGUACUUAAAUAGAUUGCAAGCAAUUAUCCAACAUCUGAGUAUGUCAAAGCAUACAGGUCCAGAAACAGAAGUACUCCUGACAAAGACUGGCUGUGCAGGAGUUAUCACUUUGAACAGACCAAAGGCUUUAAAUGCACUAAACCUUGGCAUGAUUAAGCAGAUUCAUCCUCAGUUGAAGCUUUGGGAAGAAGACCCGGAAACCUUUCUGGUGAUUAUUAAAGGCGCCGGAGACAAAGCAUUUUGCGCUGGAGGAGACAUACGAGCUGUUACGGAAGCAGGGAAAGCGGGAGAAAGUCUUGCUCAAGACUUUUUCCGAGAAGAAUACAUCCUGAACAAUGCCAUUGGUACAUACAAAAAACCCUAUGUGGCUCUAAUUGACGGAAUUACAAUGGGAGGUGGUGUUGGUUUAUCAGUCCAUGGAGAUUUCAGAGUGUCUUCUGAGAAGACCUUAUUUGCGAUGCCAGAGACUGGAAUAGGACUUUUCCCUGAUGUUGGAGGAGGCUAUUUCUUACCGCGUCUUCCAGGAAAAAUUGGUUUAUAUAUUGCUCUUACUGGAUACAGGUUAAAGGGAAGAGAUGUACAGAAAGCAGGGAUUGCCACCCACUUUGUGAAUACUGAUAAGAUUGCUUCCCUUGAGAACGAUCUUACCAGCUUAAAGUGCCCUUCAAAAGAUGACAUUGCCAGUGUGCUUGACACCUACCAGAAAAAGAGUGAUGAUGGUGUGGAUAAGCCGUUUGUACUAGCAGAACACCUGGACAAGAUAAACAGGUACUGCAAAGGAAAUCUAUGCAUUUUUACAUUUAGUUCUAUAUCCAGGAAAAGAGCCCUGUGGCUGAAAAUCAGUGACAUUGUUAGUGCACGUGGCACAUUUAAAAAGGACGCAGAGCACUGCAAGGAGCAAUUUCAUUAUAUUAAGCUGGAUAACCAAGGCACCACUUGCCAGGAAGAAAAGCUCUGCCCAGGAAACGCCAUGAAUUAUAUCAAUUACAAGCAGAACAUACAGCAAAGCUUAGUCACUAAAGCUAUCAGUGAAGAUUCUAGAAGAUUGUUAUAG